AUGUCGAAGCCCACACAAGCCUCAGCUCUUGUAGCCGCCAAGGUCUUUGCCAUACCAGAACUACUCGAGCUCAUCCUGCUGGGAGCCGUCCCCGAAGAGUCAGACAACGACGAGCUCAGCGAACCGGCAUUGAUACUCUUCCGCGCGUUUCGUGUCAAUCAGAGCUUCAAGGCUACCAUCGAGGGCUCUGCAAAGCUACAGAGGCUCAUGUGGCUUCAGACUGCCAACGCCCCCAACCAAAGUAUCAAGCGCAGCGCUUCGCCCGCUCUGUGGCUGCUUGCUCAGUUGCGCAUGGAUCUGGACACCGUUGAUAAUGGCUCCAUGCGCAGAUCCCAGCCUGAGCGCCUCACCUUCUACGCCGAGAUCGCGCUCUUCGACCAGGAUGUCGAGUACGAAGACACCCAGUACAACGCCCUACAAGAAGACUACAACACCUUCAAGCAACGCUUCGGCGCACCCGAGGCCUCUUGGCGCAACAUGCUGGUCGCUUCCGGGUCUGCUUGUGAUUCGGUCGCUGUCCAGGUCACAGUGCACAUGGGUUUCUGCGACGAGCAACGCCACCCGGUUUUCAAGGAUUCGGUGGUGAUUUCGUGGGAGUUCGUGGCAGACGAGAAGAUUGAUGCUAUUUGGCGCCAGUACUCGAGGCUGAUGGAAGCACUGAAGGCGAAGGAGGAAGGCAUUCUGCUCAUGGCUGCAAGACGUUGGGAGGCACGCGAACAGGACAAGAGUCGGAUCAGUGACUGGACUGACGAUCUUGAGUAA
Molecule: messenger RNA, 762 nt
Organism: Fulvia fulva
Lineage: Eukaryota; Fungi; Ascomycota; Dothideomycetes; Mycosphaerellales; Mycosphaerellaceae
Exons: 1
Coding region: 1-762 (253 amino acids)
Source: RefSeq, a predicted model, not a curated record